CCAUUCAACGAGAAUGAGGCGUUGGUAACCACGUCUGCCUUAUUGCCAGCACGAUACCAGAUCAGUCGGCCAGGGUCUUCGUUUGAAUUUGUUGAUCCGCAGUCAGACCCGCAUGCGUUCUUUGCGCAUCUCCUUCUUACGCCAGAUCUUGACUUUCUCGAGCCGUAUCUUUGGGUGGCUGGGCUCAGGAACGGUGUCCGACCUCUGCACCAGCAAAAAGCACGCGAGAGGUCAAUAGUACCUGUCGUCGAUGCACGACUGCAUCUUGUAUGGCGUCCCAGGAUGAUCUAUCUCGCCCCACUCCAUGAAGCUCUCUUGCACUAUCAUAGUUUCAAGAAAUACUUCUGCGCCCCUGAGCUAUUGCGGGAUAAGGAUCACCGGAUGCAGCAGACGAUGGAACAAACGACAGAUGGUCAACGGCAGCUGAAUGGAAUGGCAGCAUUGGGCCUCUUGUUCUCGUAUACGAAGCUCAUUGUCUACCAGAUUGAUCUGGACAUCGCUAAGGAAGCUGGCCUUGUUCCCAAAGACGUCACUUAUGCCGCCUGGACGCGCUUUGCACGACGCGUGGCUUGUGCCGCCGAGGCUCGGCUUGGCCAACUGCCUCGACGCUGGCGCUUUGGCGAGCUUCGCCUGAACCGGGUCAACAUGAUCGCCCGGCUGGUGGUACUAUUCAGUGGCGGGAUGGAGCGCUCCUCGUCAAGUCUGAGCGCCGUACGCGGGUAUCAAGUAGAGCACAGCGACUACCUGGGUCUUGUCGAGACCAACUUCAAAUGGCUUCUCGCCGUGUUCGCGUGGCUGUCUGUCACGUUGGGAGCUUUGCAAGUCGGCGUCAGUGUGGCUGAGGGCGACAACGAUCAGCGCGCCGCCUACAUGAGCGCCACUUGGGAGUUCAGCCUGAUUGUGCUCCUGGCCAUGGCGGCGACUAUCAUUCUCGUCCUCGCUAUACUG
Molecule: messenger RNA, 948 nt
Organism: Cryphonectria parasitica EP155
Lineage: Eukaryota; Fungi; Ascomycota; Sordariomycetes; Diaporthales; Cryphonectriaceae
Exons: 1
Source: RefSeq, a predicted model, not a curated record